Molecule: messenger RNA, 1047 nt
Organism: Gigantopelta aegis
Lineage: Eukaryota; Metazoa; Mollusca; Gastropoda; Neomphalida; Peltospiridae
Product: cytosolic acyl coenzyme A thioester hydrolase-like
Biological process (GO): acyl-CoA metabolic process; palmitic acid biosynthetic process
Cellular component (GO): cytosol
Molecular function (GO): long-chain fatty acyl-CoA binding
Source: RefSeq, a predicted model, not a curated record
AUGACCGCUAUUUCUCAACCCAUUCUACCAUCGUCCACGCCCAUUGAAACCAGCCGCAUGAUGUUACCUGAUGAUACUAACUCUAUGGGCAAUGUUCAUGGAGGUACCAUCUUAAAACUUAUAGAACAAGCUGGUUACAUUGUAGCCACAAGGCACUGUAACUCUAACAACAAGUCUAGAGUCCCUUUGACAACUAUACUCGCUCGAGUAGAAAACACAGAUUUUCAUAAGCCUAUGUAUGUUGGUGAGAUAGGCCAAGUACAAGCGGCUGUCACAUACACUUCACCUCAUUCUAUUGAAGUGACUGUGGAUGUGUGGGCUGAAAAUACUCUCACUGGUGUUCGCAGACAUACAAACUCAGCCAGACUUUGGUAUGUAGCUGUGACGAGUGAUAUUGGACUCUAUGAGAAACCAUUAAAGCCAAUGCCAGUCCCACAGUUAAGUACUUUAUCCAAGGAAGAAUUUGAAGCUGGUAGACGACGAUAUGAGAUGCAGAAAGAAGCAAGAAAAACAAAAAUGCUUAAUGAUAAACUACGGGACACUUUGAACACUCAAUCCGAUAUGCAUGAUCUUCAUAGUGUUCCUGCAUCCCAGACCACUCUGACUAAUGUUGUAUUACCAUCUGAUUGUGCUACUAGUGGUCACAUGUUGGGUGGAGCUCUUAUGAAGAUGAUGGACUCAGCAGCUGGCAUAUGUUCGAUACGUCACUGCAGAACACCAGCUGUCACCAUCUCUUUAGAGGCCAUUAAUUUUAUUAGCCCAAUUUUCAAUGGUGAUCUCGUUUUUGUCACAGCUGAAAUAAUAUUUACAAGCGCAAAAUCUAUGACCAUAGAAGUUCAUGUUGAAGCUGAAGGUUUACGUUCUGAGAGUCCGCGUCGAGUGACUAACCACGCCCUCUUUACAUUUGUGUCUAUAGAUGAAAACGGGAAGGCUAGAGAUGUACCAAAAUUAAAAUUGUCCAAUCAAGAGGAGGAAAAUAAGUUUGAGGAAAUGAAGAGGAUAUAUGAAGCUCGAAAGAAAGAAAGAAUGAGGACCACAAAAGACUGA